CGCAACCCGCACGGCGGCAGCAGCAGCAGCCUCCAGGUUAUAAAAGCCGUCAGCCACCGAUCCGUGAGCACGGCUGAAGCUCGACCUCCCAGGUAUCUCUCUGCUUAGCAACCAUGAAGGCUGUAGCUCUGAUCCUUGCCCUGGCAGUCAUCACUGGCUGCAAUGCCCGUGCUGUGCGCCAGGCCGAAACCUCCAUGACCCGCGUGGAGGACAGCGUGGAUCGCUUUUGGCAGUACAUCCAAGGGCUGAGCAAGGAUGCUCGUACAAUUGUGGACACCCUAACUACCGGAGACAUGAGACGAGAGUUGGAGACCCUGAUCACCGAAACCAUGACUGAGGUGACAGAGUACAAAGAGAGUGUCCUGAGCAAGCUGGGACCCAUCACCACAAGCACCAGUGGCCAGAUGAAUGAAGACCUUAAGCUUCUGAUCAAUAAGCUGCAGAAGGACAUGACUGAUGCUAAGGAGCGCAGUGCUGAAUACCUAGGAGAACUCAACACCAUGGUGACCAUGAAUACAGAUGAUGUUCGCAACCGCAUCACUGCCUACACCAACAAGCUGAAGAAGCGUCUGACCAAAGACACAGAGGAGAUCCGCGAGGCCGUGGCCACCUACAUGGGAGAGGUCCAUUCCAGAGCUUCCCAGAACGCAGACUCCGUCAGGGUGCAAGUUGAGCCCUACAUCACAGGAGCUGGUGACGCCGCCAGCAAGAAGCUGACCGACCUCGCUUCAGUCCUUGAUGCCCAGGGUGACACCAUCAGGACCCAGCUGGAGAGCAGCAUGAGGGAGCUGCGCACCUCCAUGGACACCAGGCUGGAUGAGCUGACCGAGCUGAUUGUGCCCUAUGCCACCAAGAUCCGCGAGCAGUUUGAGGAGGUCAUGAGCAAGGUCAAGGAUACCAACAUUCAAUAAAGACACUUGGGGUUUCUGAGGGUUAGAGAAAGAAACAUGUUCACCACUGAUUUCUAUAUACCUUGAUGAAAGAUGGGGUUCAAGUUACUGACCGUACAUUGUUAUGGAUGAAGAGAGGGGAUUGUGUACUUUCACCACUGCAAACCACUAUUUUUUUACUCAAGAUGAAAUUGUUUGCUUUGCUUUUCUACUUAAAUCACUGUAGCAACACCUGUUUUUUUUUUUACAUUUUGCUGCUUGAACCACAGACUGGGAUUCCAGUCCAUUCCAACACUUUCAUUUCAAUCAAUGCACUGACCACUGAUGGCGCUGAACUGCCUUUCCUUCCGUUUCUUUAGAGUUUAGGAAAGGCCGACUUCCUGGGCUUUAAUGCGCAGCGUUCUGUAAAUGCACAACCUGUGACUGUUAUGCAUCAGACUGCUGAGUGAAUAAAAACCUAAAAAAACAAACAAAAAAAAAA
Molecule: messenger RNA, 1371 nt
Organism: Oryzias latipes (Japanese medaka)
Lineage: Eukaryota; Metazoa; Chordata; Actinopteri; Beloniformes; Adrianichthyidae
Gene: apoeb
Product: apolipoprotein Eb
Biological process (GO): phospholipid efflux; cholesterol efflux; lipoprotein metabolic process
Cellular component (GO): chylomicron; extracellular region; very-low-density lipoprotein particle
Molecular function (GO): phospholipid binding; cholesterol transfer activity; phosphatidylcholine-sterol O-acyltransferase activator activity
Source: RefSeq, a predicted model, not a curated record